AAAAGCACCACAAAAUCCACCCACAGACACAUAGUUCCCAAACAGAGACAAAUUCUCAGAAAAAUGGCUGCCCAACAACAAGAAGAUAACCAAGAUCAACAACAAAAUGAUGAUCAUUUUGAGAAGCUCUUGUCCUCAUACUUGGGCCUUAGUUUCACAGUCUUUCUUGGGUUCUUACCCAAAAACUCCAUUUCUUUAUUCUCAACUCUCCAAAGCAAGAACAAAGCUUUAAUCUUUAAGCUUAUGCAAGCAGAAGAGCAGCUAAAGCAGCUACAUUCGAGGAGAAAAGAGGACUCAAAGGCAAAUGCAAGAGUUGUUGAAAUCUUUGCAAGCCACAGGCAUUCGUGGCAGCAAGAAGAGAAGAGGCUGUUGCAGCAGAUUGAUGAGAGUAACGAGGAAAUAGCUUAUUUGAAGAGUAAAGUUGAGUAUUUGGAGAAAAUGGAGGCUGAUUUGAGGGCCAAUAUUGAGGAUUUGAAGAGGGAAAUUGGUGAGAGAGAUGAAAUGCUCAACUUUAUUAGUAGAAGUAACUGUGAAAUGGAAAACAGUAGUGGGGAAUGCUAUGGUAACACGGCUGUGAGGUAUGGAAAAAGUGGGGUUUCAGAAGGGCUUGAUUUGGAUGUAGAGGAGUCUUAUGUGAGAAAUGGGAUGGAGGAAAUGGGCAUUGGAAGUGUUUAUGGACAGAGUACUAAUGGGUUUAGUUCAGAUUUCUUGAAUUCUGCUGCUUCCAAGUUCUGGGAUGAAAAGGGAAGUCUCUGGCAGGAUGUGCAGUAUGAAUCUGUUGAAUCACUUUACCAUUUGAAGCAUUUUGUUGCAAGAAGGGAGUCCCCAUGGAAGGUAGAUGGUGAAUCAACUGGAGUUUCUCCUAAAUUAAAAUUGCUUGAGCAAGAACUACAGAAUCUGGAAAGUAUUGGUAAGACGGAUCUAUCAAAAGUGCCGUCUCUAAUGCGAAAGCAGGCAAAGAGAUAUCAAGCAUUAGCAGGAAAAAUUGAUGAUCUAUGCAGAAGAAUGCAAGCCAGUGAUCCAUGUGAACCCAACCUCAGUACAGAGUUUCGAACUCAAAGGCAGACAGAAUUUUUACUUGAAGCAUUUCGACUACAACAGCGCGCUUCUGAAACUAAUCAGAAGCUGAUGACAUUACAAACUGAGACGGUUAAGAGUUACCGUGGGGACGAGCUUGAAGGACAGGCAAAAGUAGCCACAAGACGAUCACUGGAGUCCAUCAGAAACAACUUCAAAGAAAUCCAGAGAAAUUUGGAGAUAUGGCUGGCUAGAAUUAUUGGAGAUCUCGAAGGAAUUCUGUCCAGAGAUGGCGCUUCUCGAGCACGGGAAUAUUAUUUCUCUAGAAGGAACAGGAUUUCCGUCAAGUGAGAACCCACAUGGAACCGGAGAACCAACAUACUACUUUUGCAUAGAUUGGGACUCCCUUUUGAAAUUAAAGAAUAAGUCAUUCACCGCUCUCUUUACAGGCAGGAUUGUUACAUCCUAUUCGCACGCUGGGUGGUUCUCAUUGCAGAAUCAAGGAAUUCUUUCAAAUAAUUCCCUUCAAACUUUAGUAUUGGGUGCUGUGUCUCGAAUCAUUUAAAGAACUAAUAUGGAUAGUUCUUACUUAUUUGGGUCGUCAAGAGUUGGAGACUCACUAUCACUAGCCAAUAUGCCGUCUCGUGUGCCUUUUUAAUUCUACUUUGGUAUCAUAGACAUAUCGAACCACCAAUCCAUCCCAAACUUGGUAGUUAAACUUGACCGAUGCACUAUACUGUGAUAAACUACUUUCUUCUAAUAUACCGAAUUUGAUGUCACACAACCAUUCUACUCUAUUCAAUAUCAACAAAUCCACAGAAUGUACUGACAAACUCAAAUCAAUUCAUCAAGAAGACUAUAUAACAGCAUAUUCAUUGAAAGAUGGGUUCAAAACACUUAAUUAUAUCAAAUUCAGGCAUAAA
This is a messenger RNA of Olea europaea var. sylvestris, 1940 nucleotides long. RefSeq lists its product as uncharacterized. Lineage: Eukaryota; Viridiplantae; Streptophyta; Magnoliopsida; Lamiales; Oleaceae. The transcript is spliced from 5 exons. Bases 64 to 1368 code for a protein of 434 amino acids. The record is from RefSeq and is a predicted model, not a curated record.